This is a messenger RNA of Chroicocephalus ridibundus (black-headed gull), 9446 nucleotides long. It is a transcript of the gene CLMN, whose product is annotated as calmin. Bases 140 to 2800 code for a protein of 886 amino acids. Gene Ontology annotation, biological process: nuclear migration. The transcript has 13 exons. Lineage: Eukaryota; Metazoa; Chordata; Aves; Charadriiformes; Laridae. The record is from RefSeq and is a predicted model, not a curated record. Gene Ontology annotation, cellular component: nuclear outer membrane; cytoplasm; meiotic nuclear membrane microtubule tethering complex. Gene Ontology annotation, molecular function: actin filament binding.
CCCCCGCUCCGCGCCCGCCGUCGGUGCCGGUGAAGGCGGCGGUGGCGGUGCCACCGGCUCCCGCCGCCACCUUCCCCCCCCCUCUCCCCCGCCCCUCACCGCGGCCCCGACCCCCGCAGCGGGCGGCCCCCGCGUCCCCAUGGCCGGGCAGGAGUGGGACUGGUUCCAACGCGAGGAGCUCAUCGGGCACAUCAGCGACAUCCGAGUGCAGAACCUCCAAGUGGAACGGGAAAAUGUACAGAAGAGGACCUUUACCAGAUGGAUAAACCUACAUUUGGGAAAGUGCAAGCCUCCUCUGAAAGUGAAAGACUUGUUUAUUGAUAUACAAGAUGGCAAAAUCUUGAUGGCGCUACUGGAAGUCCUGUCAGGACAAAAGCUGAUGCACGAGUACAAAUCUUCAACCCAUCGCAUUUUCCGUUUGAACAACAUAGCCAAAGCACUUAAGUUCUUGGAGGACAGUAACGUAAAGCUUGUUAGCAUCGAUGCAGCAGAAAUAGCAGAUGGAAAUUCCUCUCUGGUACUUGGACUAAUAUGGAAUAUAAUCUUGUUUUUUCAGAUUAAGGAGCUGACGGGCAACCUCAACCGGAACUCCUCCUCCUCCAGCCUCUCCUCUGGGCCCAGCGGUCCCGAGUCAGACACGUCCCACCCCAGCACUCCCAGCGUGGAGAGAAACAUGUCCAUUACUGUGAAGGACCAGCGGAAAGCCAUCAGAGCCCUUUUAAUCUGGGUUCAGCGGAAAACCAGAAAGUACGGUGUCGCAGUUCAGGACUUUGCCAGCAGCUGGAGGAGUGGCCUUGCUUUCUUAGCUAUCAUAAAAGCAAUAGAGUCUACCUUGGUAGACAUGAAGCAAGCACUGGAGAAAUCGGCUCGAGAAAACCUGGAGGAUGCUUUCAGCAUAGCACAAAAUAAGCUGGGUGUUCCUCGGCUCCUAGAACCAGAAGAUAUCAUGGUGGAGUCACCCGACGAGCAGUCAAUUGUGACAUACGUGGCGCAAUUUCUGGAACACUUCCCGGAGCUGGAAGGGGAAGACUUUACAGAUCCUGACAAGGAGCUUCCAAUUGAGUCCACAUAUGUCCACAUCAAAGACACACCUUCAGAAGAAGAGAGCAAAAUUUUGAUUUUAAGUGAAAGUGAAGAAAACAUGUAUACUGUUAAUCAUGAAAGGAGUCAUCCUGCUCCUCCAAAGGUUCAUAUUCAUGACACACCUGAGAGCAUUCCAUCAGAAACCGUUCCUGAAAAAUGUAAUGGGAAAUUGAGUCACGUGUUAGGUGAUGCACAGGAAAUGUCUGAAGAGGAGCCUCAGAGGCCUACCUCACUGAAAAUUACAGGAUCUGUCAGUUUUGAUUCCAAUUCCUCUUGGGAGGUUCUAAGUGAUAAAUUCAUGCCAGGUGAUGGAGGCACAUCUUAUGAUCCACUGAAACACAACGAUGAGCUUUCUCCAGCUGUUCUGACAGAUCAGAAAAAUUCUGUUGACUCUUUUGAAGACUACUCUGAAGAACUAACUAAAGAGACCUCUACGGAAUAUGAUAACGAAACUAAGAGCCUUUCAGCCAACACUUCUUCUUUGAGUCCAUUAUCCUGGACUUCAGGUAUACUUACAGAUGAAUCCAUAAAUAAAGUAGAAGAGACCAAACCCCAAACUUCAAUUCUUUUACCAGAAGAUACCUCAAAACAAGAAGAUACGCAUCAGUACGUUCUUCAUCUUCUAAAUGAGGAAAUACUGAAACUUCCACAGAAUGAACAUACAAAGCAAUCACCUCUCUUUGAGACAACAGAAACUAACCAUUGUUCACUGAAUGGUUCUAAUCUCAAAAGCCAAGAACUAUCUACACAGCAUGAAACGUCUGAUGACUCUCUCUCAGAUGUACCUAAAACCUCAGAAGAUCUGGACAGCUCUGAUGAAGUUGAGUCUUCAGAAGAAGUGCUACCCAGUUCUUCGAAAGUGUCUGUAAUACCCCAUGAUCUCUUUUAUUAUCCACAUUAUAAUGUUCCCAUAUCAGCAGUUUUGGACGCUUACCUUGAACCUUGUAUUGAAGGUUAUGAUACUGGAAAUGACAAAGCUUCUUCUGAAACAGUAACGGAUGUUUUACAUGAGAAGGGCCUACCAGAACAGAACUAUGAGGAAGAUGCUCCAGAGCCAGACUUAGGCAAUAAGCUAGGUGGUGUCCCUCCAUCAGAAAUGGAUACUGAGAAUGGUGAGGAGGAAACAGCGGACAUUAACAGUCACAUAAAUUCUUCCGAUGAAAAAGAAGUGCCAUUACUAGUAGGAGAAGAGUUAGAAAUUGAAAAAGAUGGCAAAAAGGCUAUCAACCACCAAGAUUCCACUAUUCCACAACAUCCUGAGCAGGCCAUAGUAGAACAUCUAGAGGAUUUAUCAAUAGCCAUAAAGAGACCCGAAAAAAGUAGCAAUAGGGAGGAAGAAGUGAAAAAUAUGAUCGAAGCAGAUGACUUGCAGAUCUCAGAAGUUGCCACUACUGCUCUGUCACAAGAUAAACUGGAAGAAAUUGCCGAUUGUCAGGAAUUUACCAGAACCAGCGACAGUGAUUCCAACAUCCAUCUCCGAAAAAGAUCUCCUAAUACUUCUGAGGAAACCUGUGGUGAAAACAAGAAGAUGACCGAUAUGGGUGAAAAUCCAUUAAUCAUUGGGAAGAAAAAGGACUUGGAAGCAAGUGAGACUCCAGCACCAAGUCAUGAGAUUACAAUUGCUGAGCAGCCAGAGCUAUUCUACUUCAUCAUUUUCUUCUGGGUGCUGGUCUACUGCCUUUUACUCCUUCCUCAGCUUCUUAGCAACAAAGUUUGAUCUCUGUGAGGGGUGGGAAAAUAAAGGACGAUGGCUGGAUUGCUUUGCGUAUCUGCAUAUGAAUCUGUUCCUUCAGGUGAAGCACAAACAGAAACGUAGGAGCUGGUAUUUGUGUUUAUUAUCAGGUUGUCCUCGGUUCCUCUACUGUUGUGCUAUGACAGUGUCUAAGCACAUUUUAUAUUAUGAUAAUUGUGUAAAUAUAUAUAAAAAUGACCUGACUUAGUAGAUGCGAUUUUGUACAUUUGUGCCUUGCUUUAUAAGAUGCUAAAUAAAACCAGAUAAUUAUCAGUAGAAAAAUGAACAAUUCAGAGCUCUAGUCUUCAAAAAUUAUUCUUCUGGCUUCAAUUACUUACGUAGGGCCUGACAGCUGUGGAAGAGGGGUGGUGUUGACUUGCCUACAAAUCUGGCCCACCUGCAAGGGCAAGGCUAGAAAGGCUUUUUCCAUGGAAUUCUUUGAGAGAGUUGGAGGCAGAGCAGAGCUGCAGGUGGUGGAACAUGCUGACCCCAGGAACUGGUUACAAUUCUAAUGGCAGUCCAGUAGACCAACAAAAUCAGGCUGAUAGUUUAUUUGGGUAGGGGAGUUUGGGUUUUUUUUUAGGAUUUAAAUUAAUUUUUAUCCUGCACCUUUUUUAAUGUUUAAUUUGCAGGAAUAAAUUGAGUGUGGAGAAGUGUGAAGAACAUGUAGGCUAGCAGCUUCUCAGGAGGGAUCAUAUGGGAAAUCUUAGUCCAGAAACUUCUGUAGAGAAUACCCGAAUAAAUACACUUUGUACAUUACUGAUGGUGGCCAUCUUUGCAAAGGUGUUCAAGAAGCUUAAUAAUUUUAUCAGGAACAGAUAACACGGUUUUGUGGUUAAUUUUUUUUUUUAAAGUACCUCAUCUGCUCCCUUUUCUCUGCUGCUUUCAUUUACCAGAUCGUGUGAAGAUUUCUUUUUUGAAGGUACAAAAAAAAUAAUAGGCAACCUAAUUUGCUGAGGCUACUGUUAAGGCCCAAGUGCAUAGUAAAAGGAUUAGAAAUAUCCUUUAAGUGCCCAAAUGAAUAGAGAAAGAAAUGACAGAUAUAAAACUAAAUACAGAGAAAUGUUGGCAGCCUGUAUUGACUUUCUAGUGCAAGUGAAGAGACUUCUGUGGCUUGUCUGUAGACACAGUUGAGCUGCUUCUGCGUCUUGUGAUUUUUGUCCACAUCAGCAGACACAUGAUAUUUGAUUUAGGAUUUUUGCCAGAGGUGUACCCAUGCACUACAGGACAAAAGAGAAGUCUUCAAAUUCAGUUUAAUAGCAGUAACUUUUUUCUGUGUGAUUUUUAGUGAAGUCACUAUUUUUCAUUGGCACGUUUUUAGUUUCGUAGUAUGCUUUAUGAGACUUCAUCAUGUUGCUGCUUCCACUUGGAAAUUCCAAAGGCUGACUGCAAUGUGCUUCAUAAAAUGAGGGCUUUAAUGAUUUGCAUUGAGUGAAAGUUACAACAUGUGACUAUAUGUCUUAUAUAUUUUGUUUUAGCAUAAGGUGUAUGUCUGAUCUGGCAUAGUUUUCAGCUGAUGUAAUAGUACCUGAGGUCAGGACACAUCAGAAUAUAUACCAGUUUAUUUGCAGGUAUUUAAAACCUAUUUGUAGUCGUGUCAUCUGCUGGGGUAACCCUAACUGUCCAUCACUUCAUUCUUCUUUAUAAUGUAGCUUUAUGUUUCCCUGGGAUUUUUCUUAGGAGCUGCAGUUAGAAUUCAGUAGCAGCAGUGCAUGGCAGGAGAUCUUAAACAUUGAAGGUAAAAAUCUGAACCUCUUGCAGUCAACAGAAAGCUGAAAUCUUUUCUAUUGUGUCCUGUCACCGUUGACUAGAGCUGGAUUCACCCUAUGAACUUUAAAAUAAGAUGCUUGGUGAGGAACAGAUCCAAACUUCCCAACUUAAUUCAGUGUAAAUCAAAAUAAGUAAACAAAAUAGUUUUUUAUCUUGCUGAUGAAAAUGUUCAGCAUUUUGAAUCACCUGGUUUUGUGAUGCAUGAACCUGUUUGUGCUUGUUGAUGAAGACAGUGAUCCUUUCUUCCAAAAGAAAAUCUAUGUUAGAAUUUUUGAAGAUGCUUUCUUGAAGUAGGCUAAAAUAUAACAUUGAAGGGCUUUCUGCUUUUUCCCUAAAAAAAUAAAACUUAAUACAAGAAACUUUAUAUCCUCAUCCUGAAAACCAGUGAAUACCAUGGCAGCUAUUUAAUAGCAGCAAAUAGCAAUGUACAGUAGUUUGGAGCAAAAGUGCUGACAGCUCUUCAUUAUGUGCCACUCUUCGUAGGCUUUGUUUUAUGACAACUUUUUCUGAGCCUUUGUAUCUUAUUCUCUGGUUCUUCCACGUUUCUUAGUCUUCAGCAGAGAUUAUCUGGAGUUGGAUUACAGUCUCUUCAUAGAACUUUACAGCUAUCGAAGUUCUAUCAAAUAAAAUAAGCUCCGUUCUUGUCUUCUUUCCUUCCUCCCAAGAAAAUAAAUCAGAAUGAGGAGGUCUUUGGAUGUCUCAUCUGAACAACUGACAUCCCUAAAGAAUGGAAAAGUGAAUGGAAAUGCACUGAUGCUGGCAACUUUAUUACAUGGUAUUUUCUUCCAAGAGGGAGAAAACCCAGGGUUUUCUUUCUUGCCUCCCACUGACAAACGGUGACUGAAACAGUGAAAUGAGCAGUUGAAAUGUCAAACAGCAUCCAGCAGUUGUCUUGAUCAUCUCACCCAAUGCUUAAACUGAUAUACGCUUUCCAGCCUAUCCAACUAAGAGAUGGAGAUCGUUUCGUCCAUGCAAAAUAGGUAAAAAAUUACUAAAUUAGUCCAUGAUACUUGGCAUUAAGUUGCUUUCCAUAUUUGGGUUGGUUUGGCUAUCGUUUUUUUUUACAGUCUCAGUCUACCUUACUCAGCCAUGCCAUGGCUCAGAAGAUCCAGGGUAAAGAGUUAAGAGUAAUAAAACUGGUAUGGUCAACUGUGCCUGAAAACAGGGUGAACUUUUCAGAGUUUUGCCGUUACUUGGAACCGCAAAAAAUGACAUCUGCAUAAGCAGCAGCUCCCCCAACUUAAAUUGACUUGUAAGCCUGCAUCUCUUCCACAGCGCAAGAUCCAAUCCCUCAACACAAGUGCCCUGUUCUGAAAACACUGCUUGUUGUCAGACUUUGUGUCCUAUUCCCAGCUCACAGUCUGACAGGCUGUUUGUGAAGCACUCACUAUGGCAAAGCCCCUUUUAACCUGGUGGCUAGAGGACUGGCUUGACGCAGCAAAGGUUUUAAAGGCUGGUGGGCAAUCUGUCAUCUAUCUGUUUUCCAACAGAUAUGCGCACUGUCCGAAGAAGGAAUUUUUUCCUGAAUUUUUGCCUGAGUUUGUGAAAAAUACUAAGCUUGGACUGAUCGCAUUUGGUAUUUCGAUUUAAGCAGCGGAAUUCAGGUACACCGAUCUGUUAAGACCGUUUUUUAACACCCGUUUUUUGCUGAGCAAACGUGUGGGUAGCAGAGUAUUGUGAAGUGUAAGUGGCAGGAGGUGCUUGAGGAUCACUGGACAAAGGGUGUUUGGUGUUCAAAGAAGCACCAGUAAAGACUGAGAGACAACUGUAAUAGGAUGGUUCAAUGUUAUUGUAGUCAUGUAACUGAACUGCAAAGUGUCUCAUUGUGAUUUUAUAGAAAGUGCAAGGAAAGAUACGCCAUUAAAGACAGAACCCCGCUAAACAUUUACGGGGCAGAUGUCUUAGAGCUGAAGAAAAGAGUUAAAGAGUCACAUAAUCUACAAACUGAAUUGAAUAUAGCCUUUGCCAAAGUGUAGGAAAUGAUAAGUGCAAAGAUAGGGCAAGCACAGAUUACAGUAAAAAAAUGACAAUCACUUUUCAAUGCCAUGAAUAUUUUUGAUGGACUGAGCUCUAAAAUGUAUUUUUAUUGAGUUUCUAGAUUGUAAUGAAUGUGUCUACAGAAUUUUAUGCAAAGCUUGAGAGUUCAGCUGUUUUAAAAUGAUUUUUUUAUAUAGCAGUGAUUAUUUUAUCUAUAUAUUUAAUAGAACUGCAAAACCAUUUUGAGAGUACCUGUAAAAUUCUAUGUAUGUGAUAUGAUUAUUUAUUAAUUAUGACUCAUGAGAAUGAACGUUAAGCUAUGCAUCAGUUGUGUCAUCUAUUUGAAAACUGGAAACUGCAAACAGGAGAAGAGUUUUUAAUGAACAGCAGACUUGGAAAACAUGGGAAAUGAUUGAAUACAAUUGUGGGAUUCUUAAAGCUGCAUAGCAAUAUGUCAUUUUGUGAUGUUAAACUUUCAGCUAAAGUUGCAAAAUAUACAGAGUGAUUAAGCUACUUUCUUCCAUUAAAACUUCCUGAGGCUGAAAUUUCUACAUGUUGAUAUUUGGUGUCUAAACACACUUAAAUCCUUUACAUCUUCUGGAGACUGUCAGUUGACUCCAGCUCGGGAUGACUGUAACUUCUUUAUCCAAGUAGUGGUCCAUACAGUUUACAGGGGUACCAUGAUGCCCAGAGGUUUUUUUAGGGUUUUCUGCACCAACCCCCACAGAAUCAGAGCUUUAGAAGAUUGUUUUGGCCAUCUAACAAGAUAAUAGUUAUACUAGUGCAUUAUCACUUAUGUUAGCUUUAAGUACUUGGAGUCCCUUCUUGCCAAGCGCAAACUUGAAUGCACCCAGUGAUGUGUUCAGUUCCUCGACUUCUGUGGAAGUCAGUGCAAUGCAUUUGUGUGCUAAGCACACGCUAUAGGAUCUGGCCCCGAGGGGACUUAAAUCAACGUUAAUCACAUAGGCCAGGAAGUAGCCGAAGCUUAUGCAUUGCCCUUCGGCUGGAUCCCCUCAAAUCCAACGUACGCAAACAAUCCCACUGACUUCAGUUAACCCCUCUGUGCGCAUAGUAUUUGUUUGCCUAAAUUCUGCAGGAUCAAUCCCUUCUUCCUUCUGGGAAGUUGACAUCCAUGUCCGUUUUUGAUUAAGAGAAGAGCAGUGGGGGAACGAAUGGCUGGAAGAUCAGAGUGAGGUUACAGGCUGGAAUGUGGCCAUGGAAGUUCCCAAACGGCUACAGGUUGCCUGCUGUUUUCCAUUGAGCUAAUUGGUAGUGGAUCCAAAUGGGGGCAAAAAAUCCUUAAGUUUUUGUAUUUCCACAUUGUGCAGUAUUUUGUCAGGUAAAUAACACCAAAUUCUUCCCCUUGACAUACCACUGAUAACACUAAUUUACAGCUGCCCAACUUAACGAUUGUUCACGUUCCAGGUUUAUAUCUAAAGAGGACCUUGCAGUAUGGCUUGUUCCCACCUGUGCUGCCCCAAGAUGGUGAAGACAUUCAUGCAGGAGGAUGGGAGGUAUACACACACUAAAUGAUAUGGAAAAAGUCAUAAUCUGAAUGGGGUGACUUGCUUACUCUGUCCACUGCUUGACACAACUCUAGAGCUCACAAAGGGUGAAAAAUUAACAUUUUUAUUUUCAAGUCCCUUUCAGGGUUAUCUUAACUGAAAUUGUGGAACAUCAAAGUAUUUUUUUCCUCCUCUAAAUGUGAGACAUGGAAAACUUCCUUCCACCUCAGUGGCACUUUUGAUGACUCCCUUCCAGGCAGCUGCUACUGCUGGUAUUGGGAAACGAGACCUGUGUUCUUUUCUCACCAUGAGGGGAAUGUCUACGUUUAUGUCUCUGGAACAUAAAAUUGGCCCCUGGGUGAUUAACGUACUUCUUUCUUCAUGAAAAGGUUAGAAGGGACAAUAACAAUAAUUAAUUUUACCUUGGUGAAAAAUACUAAAACCUACCAUUCCAAAAAGGCUGGAUCCUGGCCUUCACUGCUGUGCUCAGGUCAGGUAAUAUUUUAUUCUGAAGGCAGUUUCAUGACUUUCACUGGGCCUUCCUGGAAUCUUUUUGAGUGACAGAAUAGAUUUGCUCUGUGUCCACAGACCGAUUUGUACAGGGGGGUCUCGAUCCACAGCCGUUAUUAGACUGUAACAUAAAAUCACCAGUGUUUAGUUAGAAAUGACUGGUCUGGUUUAAAUCACAUAACUUUCAAAUUAUAUGCUGCUUAUUUUUUGAGUGAAAUAAUGCAGUCAUUUUUUAAUGCCAAAUAACUUACACAAGUCAAAUAAGUUCUAUUUUUAUUGUAAUAAAAAAAUUUCAACUUCCGCUUUUGUCUUAAACAAAACAUAUUUUAGUCGGCACAGCACUUUGUGCUAUUGUAUUCUUCUGUGUAAAAAGCUGAAGAAACUGUUUCAGCCUUCUUGUUAAAAGUUCUCCAGUUUAAAAUGUAAUCUGUAAAGUGCUAGUUUGCUAAAAAGUUAAUGAGGGACUUGGAAACUGAAGAAAUAAUUUGUAAGUAAGGAAUGUAAUAUUUAAAACACAUGUUUCUCUUUGGCAAGUGGUGAGGAAUAUUGCUUAUUUAAAUGAGAACAAAUUCUGGGAGGAUUUGAAUGGUAUCAAAAGAUAUACUGAAGGGGAUGCAUUUUUGUGUAUUUUCAAAUAGAUUUCUUCUGAAUGCUUUCAAUCAGUGGUUUGUAUUGAAUGUUUGCACUUGCUCAAAACUUAUUUUUUGUGAGAAAGAAAUAUAUUCUUGUGUAUAGUUGGUACACUAGAAAAGAAAACGUUUUUAGAAACUGUUAUGCUGUAAUAAGAAUAGUAUUUACUAGCAAAUAGUUCCACUUUCUUUUAUAAAAUCUCUGCUUUUGAAAUAAAUGGACAGGCUUCCUCUAUAUAA